CAUUCGUGUGCAGAAUUCUCGUCGGAGUUUUUUUCUGAUGAGCAACCGGAUAUAGCGCAUUCAACUUCCUGUCCACGCGUGUGUCGUGAUGUGAAGUUGAAAUGGCUGACAUUGUACAACAACGAUUAGAGGACAAAAUACCAGCGCUUGAACAGCUGGAGAGAGUCGGGUUGUUUACGAAUAAAGAAGUCAAGUCCAUGUUAAAAAGAUCUACUGCUCUUGAAUACAAGCUGCACCGGGCAGUUCAGAGUAAAGAUGACUUUAUUACAUACAUACAGUAUGACAUAAAUGUCCUAGAGCUCAUCAAGAAGAGGCGGGCGAGAAUUGGUUACCAUUUUAAACGCGAAGAAAUUGAGUAUCCCAUCAUUCAUCGCAUAAACAAUGUUUUCAGAAGGGCUACCACAAAAUGGCAGGAAGACGUGCAGCUCUGGCUUUCUCAUGUUGCUUUUAAUAAGAAAUGGGGCACAAAGACUCAGCUCAGCAAGGUUUUGUCAUCUAUGUUAGCUAUCCAUCCGGACAAACCAGCUCUGUGGAUAAUGGCUGCUAAGUGUGAGAUGGAGGACAGGAACUCUUCAGAGAGCGCUCGACAUCUCUUCCUCCGUGCCCUGCGCUUUCAUCCAGAGAAUAAGAAAGUCUAUCAGGAGUAUUUUCGGAUGGAGCUCAUGCAUGCUGAGAAAUUGAGGAAACAGCAGCAGGAGUUGGAACAAGCUAAAAUUGAUGUGGGGGAAUAUAAAUUUUCUCCAGAGAUCUUGAGUGGAAAACUUGCUGAGGUGGUAUACAGAGAUUCUGUACAAAAAAUUAAAGGGGCUGAAUUCAUCUUGUCCCUGCUACAGAUCGCUGCCAUCUUUGACUUCACAAAGGAGCUACAUGACACCAUCCUGCAAGAUCUACAGAGUAAGUAUAACGAUGACUGCCUGAUGUGGGAUUUCAUGGCUAAGCGUGAGCUGGAUGCUGCCGGUGCCCCGGAGCUCCAGUCUGCGAAAGGAAGAGCUUCUGAUACAGACCGCAGAGAAGAUCGCUGCUGUACCGUUUAUGAGGAGGCUCUGAAGAGCCUUAAUACAGAGGCCAUGUGGACAUGCUAUGUCACGUUUUGUCUUGAGAGAUAUAAGAGGAAGACAAAUGUCACUGAACUGAAGGAAAAGAGAAAGCAACGAUUACUCCAAGUCUUACAGAGUGCUCAUGAUGCCAAGCUUUUGCAAGAGACUUACUACAAGAACUGGCUACAGGUCCUGCUGUCAUCAGGGGAUACAGUAUCUGCUACCCAGAUUGCCAUCACAGCCACUCAGCGCUUCAGCCAAUCAGUAGAGAUGUGGAGCUUCAGCCUCCAGACAUUGGUCCAUCUGGAGAGCGCAGAGGCGGGACAUCUAUUCCAGGAAGCCCUGAAACGUGUGAAUCCCAAGGAAAGUCUGGCAUUAUGGCAGCUGCAGGCAGAUUGGAGCAUGACCUCACAGACACCAGAGGAAACUGAGACCUUUUUUCAGAAAGGCCUACUGUCCCCAGUACCGGCAGUGUCGGCUGCCAUGAAGGAAAAAUACCUUGAGUGGUCAUACAAAACUGGUAGUUACAAAAGGGCUAGAAAAACAUUUACAAGCUUACAUGAACACAGACCCUUCACUAAGGCAUUCUUCCUGAUGAUGAUUCAGAUCGAGAAAGAGCAGGUUACACCAAAGAUGAGUAAUCUGAGAGAUUACUACGAGCGAGCACUUCGUGAGUUCGGCUCCUCAGAUGAAGAUCUGUGGAUCGACUACAUCAAGGAAGAGUUAGCUAGGCACGGAAACCCAGAGAACUGUGGGAAGCUCCACUGGAGGGCUGUUAAAACCCUGGAGGGUGAAAGUGUUGAGCGUUUUACCACCAAGUACACACUGCUGCAGACCGGGAACAUUUAAAACCAGCAUGAAUCUUUAACAUGUGUUGAUCAUAUCUUGAGGGCACAUUGACGGAUAACCUCAGGAGUUUCCAUUUGAAAAGCCUAUUUGUUGAACAUUUCCAUUUAUCUUCUUGAUAUUUUUUGAAACAUGCUGGUAUUUGAUCUUUCCAUGUUGUUCCAGAAAUAAACAUUUUAUUAUGACACUGUUAUUGUCUUUAAAUGUUAAAUAAAUUAUUUGUUGUGUUUUGGCAAACCCUUGCUUACACCAGUACACCAAAUAAAACAAAAGUUCUACAAAAAAAACAAAUGUGGUGAAAUGAUGUAGCCUGUAGGUAGCAUCAAUUCAGAAUUCUCUUGACAUUGUUUACAUUAUAAAAGUAGACAUUCAUUUUGCUAUUACAGAGCAAGUGUAACAAGUACCUCUUCAGAAAAAAGUUAAAUCUAUAAAACACAAUAGCGGAGCAUCAACUGAUUUCACCUCUAAAAUAAAGUAAAAAGUCAUUAAGAAUAACAAGUAGUAGUUAAUACACUGAUUAAAGUACCAAGUUAACUACAUCAACCUUUCUUUAGUGAUUAAGGACACUUCAAGUUGUGAAAUCGAGAGUUUAAUCGAUGUCACUGAUUUUUACUAAUAAAUUACCAUGGAGCUGAGAAAUAAGCUGUAUGAGAUAUUAUAGGUUAACAGUUAUAAU
Pimephales promelas (fathead minnow) is the source of this 2559-nucleotide messenger RNA. Lineage: Eukaryota; Metazoa; Chordata; Actinopteri; Cypriniformes; Leuciscidae. The record is from RefSeq and is a predicted model, not a curated record.